Molecule: messenger RNA, 1058 nt
Organism: Effrenium voratum
Lineage: Eukaryota; Dinophyceae; Suessiales; Symbiodiniaceae
Source: the annotation of a GenBank genome assembly
GCCAAGGCAGCGCUGGAAGCCGAGCUGGAGCAGUCCAAGGCAGCGGAUGUUUCGCGCGCAAAAGAGCUGGAAGAAGAGAACGCUCAGCUGCGGGAGCAGCUGAGAGUUCUGGAACAGCGCCUGGCCGAGGCGGAGGCUCGUCUCAAGGGCGAUGACAUGAGGGAGCUAGACAGCACUCACUCGAGUGCCGUGGAGACUGAGGCGGGGGAGGUCGCAAAGCCCGACCAAGACAAGGCGUCGGUUCCCUCGCGAUUUGAGUUGAUGCAGGCGCUGAAGGACCAGGAGCGCCGUCGCCGGCGGAGGAAGGAGGUCCGGAAAGCCUCCGCGGGCCGUGCGGUUUGGCAGGCGGGCUGCUGCCGGCGCCGCGGCCGGGGCCGGGGGUGGGGUCGCAACUGCGACCCGCCCCCGGCCCCAAUGGUCGAGCGCUUUGUGCAAGCGGCGCUGUUGGUCCUGACCUUUGUGCAGCUGGGCCUGGUGGCGGCCGCGGCUGUGGCGGCAGCCGUGGCCUUGCAGCCGCCAGCCAGCCGGCGCUGGCUGCGCUCGAGGCUGUUCCUUGCCUGGAAGGCGACCGGCAAGCAGACAGAGGUUUGGCCUCAGGAGUCAGAGCCAGCGCCGUUGCCCGCGCCGAUGGAGCCACAGGACCAGGAGAGCGUCCCGGACUCUGGCGAGGCGUCUCAGGAGAUGGAGAUCGUUGUGCCAGAAGGUUCAGCCAGAGCCGACUGCCACCCAGCCAGUGACUGCGGAGCCUGUGUAGCCUUCGAGCCAGAGGAGCAGAUGGUGAAGCUGAAGAUUGAGGUCCCGAAGGUCUUCGAGCACGCGCCGCCGGCUCUCAGGAGAAGGCGCGGCGGCCACUCAAGCCGCCGCCGCCGCCGCCGCCAGAAGACAGGUGACUCUUCUGGGCGCGCUGAGCCGGGCCGCGAACUGCGCUAAGCUUCAAGUCGUUCGGUUAAACUUUCGCCCAACUUCAGUCGCCGCGGCACAGUGCUGCUGUUAGUCAGAUUUUCGCACAUUUCUUGGCACGAGCCGAGAUCCUUGAAUGGCACGGCUUCCAUUGCGGG